AUCAAGUUUUUACUCGCGUUCGUCGUAAUAUACAGUAUAGCAGUCAUCGAGAUUUGUUCAGUAUCUAAAGGGAAGAUUUGUCGAGUGUCCAUACUGUACAUACUUGUUGUAUACAUUAUGAUGAUCGGGUAUUAAGUUUGUUUGCAGAUCUGCGGUCCCCCAGAUUGUGUUGUUCAUAAAGGACCGGUGCUAGUCCUAUCCUUGACCUUUGGGCUGUGCCGUACAUACAUCAUGGCUUGUCUUCAUUGAGUGAAGAAGGAGAAGGGAAUGGCUGGAACAAUGGAGAAAGAUCGAUACUUUUGCCCAAAUGCAAAUCACGGGCACUCGCUGACUCAGCCCCCUUCUCCUCCAAUUUUCAAUUUCGGCUCUUGAUUUACACAGUUUCUUCCCAACUAUCAUCUUCCACUAAAGGCUCUUCGUCUUCAUCCACGCAAAAAUGGCUUCGCAUUUGGCCAACAUCUUUGGUACCGAGCAAGACCGCGUCAAUUGUUCCUUCUACUACAAAAUCGGCGCCUGCAGACAUGGGGACAGAUGUUCCCGAAAACACAUCCGUCCGCCGUUUUCCCAGACAAUUCUCCUUCCGAACGUCUACCACAACCCUGCCCAUGAUCCCGUCUGCAAAUUGAAUGAGAAGGAACUUCAGGAAGGAUUCGAUGCGGUGUACGAAGAUCUUUAUAUCGAGCUGGCAAAAUUUGGGCAUUUGUUGGAACUACAUGUGUGUGACAACGUCGGUGAUCAUCUCAUCGGGAACGUAUACGCGCGUUAUGAGUGGGAGACAGAAGCUCAAGCUGCUGUUGAUAAUUUGAAUGACCGGUGGUAUGCAGGUCGCCCAUUGUACGCAGAACUUUCCCCCGUCACAGACUUCCGCGAAUCUUGUUGCCGGCAGAACGAGAACGGAGAAUGCAACCGAGGAGGGUUCUGUAACUUCAUGCAUCUUCGACUCGCUUCAAAAGACCUAGUAUCGCAACUCCGGGCUGGUCAGCGCCUCGAGCGUAAACUGAACCCACCAGCAGCCCAAGGAGGAGGCGGAUGGGAACCUGGGAAAAGGGAGGGCAGAGCAAGAAGUGCUAGCCCAAAACGUGGUGGAAAUGGAGAAGACAGAUGGACGAGGAAGUAAAACGAGUU
Messenger RNA from Lentinula edodes (shiitake mushroom), 1125 nucleotides. Its product is annotated as RNA-binding domain-containing protein. Gene Ontology annotation, molecular function: metal ion binding; pre-mRNA 3'-splice site binding. Gene Ontology annotation, cellular component: U2AF complex; spliceosomal complex. NCBI's taxonomy places the organism in Eukaryota, Fungi, Basidiomycota, Agaricomycetes, Agaricales, Omphalotaceae. The record is from RefSeq and is a predicted model, not a curated record. The transcript has 5 exons. Gene Ontology annotation, biological process: mRNA splicing, via spliceosome. The coding region runs from base 437 to 1117 and encodes 226 amino acids.